AGAGUUCCCUUCACUGGAACUAAAGGGCCAAGCCCAACCUCUAAAAAAAAACAACUCCACACCAUAACCCCCCCUCCACCAAACUUUACACUUGGAACGAUGCAGUUAGGCAAGUAUCGUUCUCCUGGCAAUCGCCAAACCCAGACAUGUCCAUCGGAUUGCCAGACAGAGAAGCGUGAUCUGUCACUCCAGAGAACACGUCUCCACUGCUCUAGAGUCCAGUGGUGGCGUACUUUGCACCACUGCAUCCGAUGCUUUGCAUUGCACUUGGUAAUGUAAGGCUUGGAUGAAGCUGCUCGGCCAUGGAAACCCAUUCCAUGAAGCUCCCUAUGCACUGUUGUGCUAAUCUGAAGGCCACACAAAGUUUAGAGGUCUUUAGCUAUUGACUCUGCAGACAGUUGGCGACUUCUGUGCACUGUGCGCUCAGCAUGCGCUGACCCCCCUCUGUCAUUUUACGUGACCUACCAUUUCAUGGCUGAGUUGCUGUUCUUCCCAGUUGCUUCCACUUUGUUAUAAUACCACUAACAGUUGACCGUGGAAUAUUUAGUAGCAAGGAAAUGUCACGGAUGGACUUAUUGCACAGGUGGCAACCUAUCACGGUACCACGCUUGAAUUCACUAAGCUCCUGAUAGUGGCCCAUUCUUUCACAAAUGUUAGUAAAAGCAGUCUGCAUGCCUAGGUG
This is a messenger RNA of Staurois parvus, 682 nucleotides long. The record is from the annotation of a GenBank genome assembly. Lineage: Eukaryota; Metazoa; Chordata; Amphibia; Anura; Ranidae.